Rhodamnia argentea is the source of this 2802-nucleotide messenger RNA. Its product is annotated as protein KINESIN LIGHT CHAIN-RELATED 2-like. Gene Ontology annotation, molecular function: protein binding; heme binding; electron transfer activity. Lineage: Eukaryota; Viridiplantae; Streptophyta; Magnoliopsida; Myrtales; Myrtaceae. The record is from RefSeq and is a predicted model, not a curated record. The transcript is spliced from 4 exons. Bases 336 to 2492 code for a protein of 718 amino acids.
UGGACCUUACGCACGUGCCUGAUUCUUCGGUGGGAUCGAUGAUUUUCUCUUGCACAUUUGCCUCUCUGUUUCUGGAUCAUUCGCAAGUUCUCGAAAAAAUGAGUUUUGAACGUGUUAAAUGGAUUUUGCGACUGAAAUCGAAUCUCGAGUUCGAGUUCCUCCGUCGUACCUGGGUCAUGCUUCUGUAGAGGAACGUGCUUGGUUUAUGUUGUUGAUGGUCGCACGACAGGGGAUGAGAUUUCAAGUCAUGAUUGGACUCUUGAUGCUCCUCAUCCGAUUUUUUCUGCAUCCACCUUUUGAUUGUUUGACGUUUAAUUCUUGUGUCUUAGAUCAAAAUGCCUGGAUUAGCCACUGAAGUUGGAGAUGUGCAUAGCAUCACGGAUGAAUUAUCCAGUGGGAAUAAUUCAUCUUAUAAGGAAAGCUACACCCAGUUAAGGUCUCCAAGAAGUCCACUAAGUCCGCACAGUCCUCGAAGUGAUUCCAUUGAUCUUUAUAUCAAUCGUGUGGUAGACACCUCCAUCGAGCAGUUAUAUAACAACGUGUUUGAGAUGCAGAGCUCUGAUCAAUCUCCCUCCAGGUCUAGUAUUCUCUCAUAUGGCGAGGAAUCUAGACUUGAUUCAGAGUUGGGCCAUCUUGUCGGAGACUUCGGUGUAAUGGAGAUGAUGAAGGAUGCGGUGCCAGAGAGAAGACUAGAGGAUAAAGAUUGUGAUCACUGUCCAAUAGAAGGCAUUGAUCUGACCGAUGGGAAGAUCGAAAUGGGAAGUAGAUAUAAAACUGCAGUUAAAGAGGAGCAAUCAUCAGAAGCAAGUUCUAGGCGCAAAGUGCCCUAUGAGAGACCUCCUGCUGGAAAAAAGAAUGAGAAGCAUGCAAAAAGAACAAAUGGUUCUUUUCUUCGGAGAAAACAGAGAUAUCCUGGUUUACUUGGGGAAAAGUAUUGCAAUGUAGAAAAUAUUCUUGAUCUGGGACUUGACGAUGCAGACAUUGGACCCUAUUUACUCAAAAGAAUAAGAGACAUGAUUGCUACUGGGGCUAAUCCCCAGAAAGCUCUUGAAUUGGCUCUUCGAGCUGUGAGCUCGUAUGAGCAACGAGUUAAUGACAAACCUAGUUUAGGGUUGGUUAUGUGUUUGCAUGUUUUGGCUGCAAUAUACUGUGACUUAGGUCAGUAUAGUGAAGCGAUUCCAGUUCUUGAGCGCUCAAUUGGAAUUCCAGCUUUAGAGGAUGGUGAAAACCAUGCGCUUGCUAAAUUUGCUGGGUGCAUGCAGCUAGGUGAUACAUAUGCAAUGUUCGGUCAGAUGGAGAACUCGUUACUGUUAUAUACGGCUGGUUUGGAGAUCCAAAAGCAAGUUUUGGGAGAGACGGACCCUAGAGUUGGUGAGACAUGCCGUUAUAUGGCUGAGGCUUACAUCCAGGCAUUGCAAUUUAACGAGGCUGAGAAGCUUUGCCAAAUGGCUUUGGACAUCCACAAGGGAAAUGGUUCUAAUGAUGUCCUUGCAGAAGCGGCUGAUAGGAGACUAAUGGGACUUAUCUGCAACUCAAAAGGUGAAUAUGAGUCUGCACUUGAGCAUUAUGUUCUAGCAAGCAUGGCCAUGGCAUCGAAUGGACAAGAAAUGGAUGUGGCUUCAAUAGACUACAGUAUUGGAGACACAUACCUAUCGCUCGCUAAGUAUGAUGAGGCCGUUCUUGCAUACCAGAAAGCACUUAAAGUCUUCAGGUCGACCAAAGGCAAGAAUCAUCCGAAAGUUGCUUCAAUUUAUGUGCGCUUGGCGAACUUGUACCACAAGAUUGGGAAGUUCAAGGAAUCCAAAUCCUACUGUGAGAGUGCACUUCAUAUUUACAGAAGGCCUAACCCAAUGAUCCCAUCUGAAGAGAUUGCCGGUGGCUUCAUCGACCUUUCUGCCAUCUAUGAGUCUAUGAAUGAGUUGGAGCUGGCACUCGCAUUGCUUAAGAAGGCUUUGAAGAUACAUGCUGAUGCCCCGGGCCAGCAAAACAUGGUUGCAGGAGUCGAGGCACAGGUUGGGGUUAUCUAUUAUAUGAUGGGGAAAUAUUCUGAUUCUUACACCUCCUUAAAUUCUGCUGUUUCAAAAUUCCGGGCUAGCGUGGAGAAAAAGUCUCCCUUGUUUGGAAUUGCUCUAAACCAAAUGGGUCUAGCCUGCGUGCAAUGUCAUGCAAUAGACGAGGCUGCAGAACUCUUUGAAGAAGCAAGAAGUAUUUUGGAAAAGGAAUAUGGACCGUAUCACCCUGACACUCUAGGUGUCUGCAGCAAUUUGGCUGGCACGUAUGAUGCAUUGGGGAGCAAUCUGCACAGGUUGGAUGAUGCAAUUGAAAUUUUGGAGAGCGUUGUCACCAUUAGACAGGAGAAACUUGGGACAGCAAACUCUGACGUGGACGCCGAGAAGCAAAGGUUGGCCGAGUUGUUGAAAGAAGCUGGGAGGGAUUGGAGCAGGAAGUCCAGGCCUCUGGGGACACUACUUGAUACUAACUCUCGUAUCUAAGAAGACGGUGGCAUCAAGGGCAAACAGGUACUUAUAACGGCUAUUCCACUGCCUGUAAAAAUUGACCUGUUUUCACCUCUGGGUGACAGAACCAGAGAUUCGCCACCUUUCUAGCUAAUUAUAAGUGUUUAUGGGCUUCAUAUUCUAAAGUUUUUUAACUACUUUUGUCUUGUUACUCCUUUCCCUUUUCAUGUAUAUGCCUCUCUUAACAAUAAAUUUGUAUGGGAAAAAAGAGAAGAAUAUGACCUUUACAGAUUGUUUCAAAUUCUCUUGCUACAGCUUCAUGAUAUACUUAGGUUAUUGCAAAUUU